Messenger RNA from Tympanuchus pallidicinctus (lesser prairie-chicken), 1397 nucleotides. Its product is annotated as butyrophilin subfamily 1 member A1-like. Gene Ontology annotation, molecular function: protein binding. The transcript has 13 exons. The record is from RefSeq and is a predicted model, not a curated record. The coding region runs from base 274 to 1278 and encodes 334 amino acids. NCBI's taxonomy places the organism in Eukaryota, Metazoa, Chordata, Aves, Galliformes, Phasianidae.
AGACAUUUUCUUUCUUCGUGGUAUUGUUUUCUUUAACAACUGGUCUAGAGGCUACUGAUAGGUAAGAGCACGAGACUUUUUAAUGCUAGAAAAGACACAUAAUGAAUACAGCAAGAUAAUAUAACUUAGCUACUAUUUUGGCUAACUGUGUUCUAUUUACUACUUCACAAGACGUGUUGGGAGUGCAGUACUGAUAAGGAAUAAAGAAGAGUACAUUUCAACAAAAUUAAAGAGUCAGCCUUUUCCAGGAGGAUUAUAAACAACUUGCCCAACAUGACAGUUUGGGAAGUUUUAUCGCGUGUGCGCCCAAGAAAUAUGAGGGAAGUCCUGUUCUUGAGUAUUCCAACAUGUUUUCUUACUGCAUUGUGGCUUACAGGAAACCACGACUGGCUCUGGAUUCUUUAUCUCUUUUGCUUCAUUAUUGCAAUAGAGGAGCUCCAUGCACAAAGAAGAGCAGGGGAGGAUGCACAGAAAGAGACCCUGAAGAAGAUUGAGGUGCUCCUGAAGCAAGGCAGAGCACAGGAGGAUGCAGAGAAAGGUGAGCUUAUGCAACGUAAUGAGACUCUGAAGAAGGAGAAUGAGGAGCUCCGUGCCAAGUAUGCACAAUGUCAAGAGCAGAUUGAGGAGCUCCUGAAGCAAGGCAGAGCACAGGAGGAUGCAGAGAAAGAGACUCUGAAGAAGGAGAAUGACUUAUUGCGUGCACAAAGGCAUAAAGUUGAUGUCACCCUCGAUGCUGACACAGCUCAUCCUAGACUGCAAGUGUCUGAAGAUGGGAAGAGUGUAACAGACACCGGUGUGAUCAGAAAAGUGCCCAGCAAGGAGGAGAGAUUUGAUUCCCACACUUUUCUGUUGGCAAAAGAAGGUUACACAUCGGGGAGACAUUAUUGGGAAGUGGAUGUUGGAAAGAAGCUCAACUGGAGCUUGGGUGUUGCCCAGGAGACUGUGACUCGGAAAGAGACAGUGGCUCUGUCCCCAGAGAAUGGUUUCUGGGUCAUAGGUUUAGCAGAUGGGCAAGAGUAUUGGGCCCACUCGGAUCCCUGGACCCGUUUAACUGUGAGUGGCAGACCACAGAAGAUUGGGAUCUUCCUGGACAUCUCAUCCAAGAAGUUGUCAUUCUUCAAUGUUCAUCAGAAAAAAAUGAUGUAUGCUUUUAGCUUUGUUAAUUAUCACAGCCAGAAUGUGAAGCUUUUUCCCUUCUUCUCAACAGGUUCAUCUGCAACCAAUUCUGACACUGAGCCUCUAAGAAUUGCAUGGGGGUUUGAUGAUGAUGACAAGUGAAUGAUUGAAGUGAAAAUGUACAGUUAAUUAAUGACUGAAAAGUGAGUCUGAGGUCCGAGUACACUACAUUCAGCCCCAUGCUUUGUGCCACCAAGUUGAAAUAUAAAAUUCUUUCACCA